AUGGAGAACGAUUUGGAAGAAGAAUUAAACAGGAGGCAAAGAGCAGUUUGGGCCGCCUUUGGGCCCCUAAAGGAAGCCACGGACCAGCUGACGGAGCCACAGCUCCGAAUCCACCUGUUCGAUUCAACUGUUCUCCCUGCGCUCUGCUACGCAGCAGAGACGUGGCCUGACUGUGGCUAUGUCAAAGGCUCUCCGAACAACCGACAGAGCUCUGGAACAACGUUUUCUGAAGUAUAA
This is a messenger RNA of Strongylus vulgaris, 237 nucleotides long. NCBI's taxonomy places the organism in Eukaryota, Metazoa, Nematoda, Chromadorea, Rhabditida, Strongylidae. The record is from the annotation of a GenBank genome assembly.